AUAGCCUCCUCAUAUACUACAUAUUUGAUCAUUGGAAAAAUGGGUGGAAAUUCUCCUUGUGCUUCAUGCAAGCUGUUGAGGCGAAGAUGCGCCAAGGAUUGCAUCUUUGCUCCCUUCUUCCCUUCCGAUGAUCCUCAAAAGUUUGCCAUCGUUCACAAGGUUUUCGGAGCUAGCAACGUUAGCAAGAUGUUGCAGGAGGUCCCAUUUCAUCAGAGAUCAGACGCAGUGAGCAGCCUCGUGUACGAAGCCAACGCUCGGAUGCGGGACCCGGUCUACGGCUGUGUGGGGGCCAUCACCUUCCUCCAGAACCAAGUCUCUCAGCUGCAGAUGCAGCUAGCCAUUGCUCAGGCUGAGAUCCUGUGCAUUCAGAUGCAGCAGGAUCAGCACACGGCGAACGAUCCCGAUCAGUUGGGCUUUGAAGAAGAAGAAGAAAAGUGUUUCCUCUUGCAUGAUAAUGGCUUCAGUGUAGCUCAGGUUCAGGAGACUCUCAAGAGAGAAUCACUUUGGACGUAGAUUUUUUUUUUUUAAAUCUUUUGGUGAAGAAUUAAUUAGUAGUUUAUAUAAAUAUAUGGGCUACAUAUACGACUACUGAACUAUAGAAGGGUUAAUUAGUCGCUUAUUAACUUCGAAUUUAUUUACCUGCAAGACAUUUGAGGAUCUCUCUCCAUAAUAUAUGGACUUCAUUUAUAUAUCAGAAGAAUGUGAUCGAGGGGUACAAAUAACUGAAAAGUAACUUCCUUUCGAAAUCAGAGGGUCAAAGUGCUAAUAAUUUUUUUUUAGAACUAGCAAGUGAAUAAAUCUUCUACGAUACAGAAGUUGUUUCUGUAAUUAACACUAAACUUAUUGAUAUAUUUUUGAUGAACUCGGUAGAAUGUUAAACGGAGAGUUGGA
Molecule: messenger RNA, 891 nt
Organism: Asparagus officinalis (garden asparagus)
Lineage: Eukaryota; Viridiplantae; Streptophyta; Magnoliopsida; Asparagales; Asparagaceae
Product: LOB domain-containing protein 12-like
Exons: 2
Coding region: 40-513 (157 amino acids)
Source: RefSeq, a predicted model, not a curated record